CAGUGUCACGUGACUUGUGAUGUCACUUACAUGGCGACGAGUUGAAUGCAAUAUCAUCCACGACCAGUCUAAAUUCAACUUUCGUGGUCAAUCUGUGUGACUAAUUUAUUGCGCAUUUUAAUACUUAGGAGACAACAUGAUUAUAACUUUGAAAAACCUUCAGCAACAAACAUUUACCGUCGAUAUCGAUGCUACAAAGACGGUGAAGAAUUUGAAAGAUGAGAUCGAGUCACAGAAGGGCAAAGACUACCCAGCUGAUAAUCAAAGGCUAAUAUAUGCUGGUAAAAUUCUUUCAGAUGAUAGCCAGCUCAAGGAAUAUAAUAUCGAUGAGAAGAAAUUUAUAGUGGUUAUGGUUACAAAACCAAAGGCAGCACCCCAACCUUCUGCUGGACCCAGUGAUCCCACUGCAACUGCUGCAGGAGACAGUGAAAAGAAGGAUAUCAAAGACUCCACUGAUAGUGGAGGUCAGUCAUCCUCAGCAGCCCCCUCUGCCGCUCAAACUAGUGCACCCUCAACAGGUGGAACUACAGUAACUGCUGGCAGUACUGGAGCUCCAGCAGCCACAGUUUCAACAGCUGAGUCUGCUCUUCUUGUCGGCGAUGAUUACAACCAGAUGGUGCAGAAUAUUGUGGACAUGGGAUACGAUAGAGAUCAAGUAGAGCAAGCAUUGCGAGCAUCUUUCAACAACCCUGAUAGAGCUGUGGAAUACUUGAUUAAUGGGAUUCCGGCUCAGGCUCUUGAAGCUAUUCCAAGAGAAGAUGGAGCCCCAGAUGAUGCUGACCCAGAUCCCGCUCCACCCUCCUCUCCGGCAGGUAACGAACCUUUGGCCUUCCUGCGGUCUCAGCCCCAGUUCCAACAAAUGCGCCAGAUAAUCCAGUCAAAUCCCCAACUCCUUAACACGGUGCUGCAACAGAUCGGACAAACGAAUCCCGCCCUCCUGCAGCUCAUUUCACAGAACCAAGAGGCCUUCGUGCACAUGCUCAAUGAGCCGGCGGGUGGUUCAGGCGCACCAGCCGCGGCCGCGGAGGGGAACGAGCCCGCCGCCGGCAGGGGUGGCCGCGGCCUCGGCGGCCUUGGAGGUCUUGGCGGCCUUGGCGCGGGAGGUGUUGGUGGCGGCGGCGCCUUUGAAGACGCCCCCGGAGUCAUUCAAGUUUCUGCUCAAGACAGGGAGGCCAUUGAGAGGUUAAAAGCCUUAGGCUUCCCAGAACACCUUGUUAUCCAGGCGUACUUUGCCUGUGAGAAGAAUGAAAACCUGGCUGCAAAUUUUCUACUAUCACAGAAUAUGGAUGACUGAGUUGAAACCACCAAAUCCGUUUGCCAUUUCACAUUUACAGAAAGUAACUCUUCUAUAUUUGGUACUACCUUAGUCAAUAUUUCGUUUAGACUUCUUACUGCGAAGCAGAAUAAUGGGGCUGUGUUUAUACUUGAAUUAUUCUAGCAACUUGGAUUAUGCAGAAUUGCUUCUGGAUUUUACUAUUUUUUCUCUAUUUUACUUGAUGCAUCCAGAUUGGGCACAUGAUAGCCUGAAUUGACUAGUUGCAAAAUGCAUGGUUUCCCCAAUUUGGUUUGUGUUGUCAUUUAAUCUUCUGUUAAAUUAAUGAUUUGUUUUUAUUUUAUACUGAUUCCCUCUCUCUCUUUUUCUGUGGUGUGUAACAAUUGUACUUCCCGUUUUCCUGAUUUGUUGAACCUGUUGCCUUUUGAUAUCUGCUGGUAUGUUCUCCUCGGACACUAGUUGCCUGAGGAGGAUGAUUGCUAGCAAGUCUGUAAAAUUUUGUACAUACUACCAUGACAAUGGUUCUUACAGUCUAGCCAAAGCUGAAGUGCCUUAGCACUUGUAUGAUCUAUAAAAUUUUUCAUACUUUCAGAAGGGAGGUGAUAAUGUUGCUAAGGUUAAUUGUUCAGUGAAAAGGGUAUGUGACUUUGAAAGAUUUUAAGUCUCUAGAAUCUAAUUUAUUUAAGGCUUCUUUCCACGAAAGAAUGACUUAAGACUGCCGGAUUAGGGUGUUUACCCUGGUGCUAACACCAUUAUUCCAAAAGCAAGAAUGCAGUAUGAACUUAGUUAAAAUCCAGAUGGAUCUGGUUGGACUGUAAGUGUUUGUAAAAUUGUUUAGCAUUAAUAAUAAAAAUAUGUUAUGUCCUUUUGCUAA
Molecule: messenger RNA, 2147 nt
Organism: Thrips palmi
Lineage: Eukaryota; Metazoa; Arthropoda; Insecta; Thysanoptera; Thripidae
Gene: Rad23
Product: UV excision repair protein RAD23 homolog B
Exons: 7
Coding region: 137-1294 (385 amino acids)
Biological process (GO): nucleotide-excision repair; proteasome-mediated ubiquitin-dependent protein catabolic process
Cellular component (GO): nucleoplasm; cytosol
Molecular function (GO): proteasome binding; ubiquitin binding; polyubiquitin modification-dependent protein binding
Source: RefSeq, a predicted model, not a curated record